CCAGCCCGCGCCGUCGCCCGCCGCCCGCCACAGGAGCCGCGGCGCUGCUGCUCGCCCUCCCGGUCCUGCCCCUCACUGGAAAAACAGCAAAAGGACAUUAAGGAGCCACCCAGAGACCCCCAGAAGGGUUGAGACAGCUGGGUCCAGGGAGAAAAGCUGCAUCUGAGGCAGCUGAGGAUCCACAGCUGUGAGACAGCUUUGACCAUAAAACUGACCCAGAAGACUCUGGCUCCCAGGUACAAGGUGGAGUGGACACCCUCAGUAUUUGCCUGCUCCUUCCUGGUCAGAUGUGAUUUUUGAAAUGGAAUGAGGCUGAACAGGCGUCUCCCUCCUGGUGUGCGGACCUGAGAGAGGACUGGGAUGGUCUUGAGUGCACGUAACUAGAAGCCGGUUGCAGCGAUGAGUUCAGAUGAGAAGGCCGUAUCCCCUGCUCAUAAAACGUCCACGCCAACCCAUAGAAGUGCCUCCUCCUCCACAUCCUCCCAGAGGGAGAGUAGGCAGAGUAUCCACAUAUUGGAAAGAACUGCUUCCUCAAGCACCGAGCCCUCUGUAAGCCGGCAGUUGCUAGAACCAGAGCCAGUGCCCCUCUCCAAGGAAGCUGACAGCUGGGAAAUUAUAGAAGGGCUGAAAAUAGGCCAAACCAAUGUCCAGAAACCAGACAAACAUGAAGGCUUUAUGCUGAAGAAAAGAAAAUGGCCUUUAAAAGGCUGGCACAAGCGGUUUUUUGUCCUGGAUAAUGGAAUGUUAAAGUAUUCAAAGGCACCACUUGAUAUUCAAAAAGGGAAGGUGCACGGGAGCAUAGAUGUCGGACUCUCUGUCAUGUCAAUCAAAAAGAAAGCUCGGAGAAUAGACCUGGACACAGAGGAGCACAUCUAUCAUUUGAAGGUGAAAUCCCAGGACUGGUUUGACGCGUGGGUUUCCAAACUGCGCCACCAUCGGUUGUAUCGUCAGAAUGAGAUUGUGCGGUCACCAAGAGAUGCAGGUUUUCACAUAUUUCCAUCAACCUCCACAGCUGAGUCUUCCCCAGCUGCUAACGUUUCAGUUGUGGAUGGGAAGAUGCAACCAAACAGCUUUCCUUGGCAGUCCCCUUUGCCGUGCAGCAGCAGCCUUCCUGCUACCUGCACAACUGGCCAGAGCAAAGUUGCAGCCUGGUUACAGGACUCAGAAGAAAUGGACAGGUGUGCAGAAGAUCUUGCACACUGCCAGUCAAACCUCGUGGAACUUAGCAAACUCCUGCAAAAUUUGGAAAUAUUACAGAGAACUCAGUCGGCACCUAACUUCACUGACAUGCAGGCUAACUGUGUAGAUAUUUCAAAGAAAGACAAGCGGGUCACAAGACGAUGGAGAACAAAAAGUGUCAGCAAAGAUACAAAAAUACAACUACAGGAAGGGCCACCUGCGAAAGGCCAGUUCAGCACAACUCGGCGCCGACAGAGGCUAGCAGCAGCAGUGGCUACAACAGUCCCUUUCAGUGCUACCAUGUCACCCGUCCGCUUGCACUCCUCCAACCCCAACCUUUGUGCAGAUAUUGAAUUUCAGACUCCCCCCAGCCACCUCGCUGACCCUCUGGAAAGUUCAACGGAUUAUACAAAGUUGCAAGAGGAAUUUUGUCUAAUUGCACAGAAAGUGCAUUCUCUUUUGAAGUCCGCCUUUAACAGCAUAGCUAUCGAGAAAGAGAAGCUGAAGCAGGUGGUUGCUGAGCAGGAUCACAGCAAAGGCCACAGCACACAGAUGGCCCGUCUCCGACAGUCACUGUCACAGGCACUCAACCAGAAUGCUGAACUAAGGAGUCGCUUGAACAGAAUACAUUCAGAGUCUAUUAUUUGUGAUCAGGUUGUCAGUGUAAAUAUUAUUCCUAGCCCUGAUGAGGGUGGUGAGCAAAUCCAUGUCAGUCUCCCUCUGUCACAGCAAGUAGCCAAUGAGAGCCGCCUCUCCAUGUCGGAGUCUGUGUCUGAGUUCUUUGAUGCCCAAGAGGUGCUCCUCUCUGCCAGUUCAUCAGAGAAUGAGGCUUCCGAUGAUGAGUCUUACAUCAGUGAUGUGAGUGAUAACAUCUCUGAAGACAACACCAGUGUCGCGGACAAUAUUUCUCGGCAAAUCCUGAAUGGCGAGCUGACAGGGGGGGCUUUCCGAAACGGACGUCGCACGUGCCUGCCAGCUCCGUGUCCUGACACCAGUAACAUUAACCUGUGGAAUAUCUUGAGGAACAACAUUGGGAAAGACCUGUCUAAAGUGUCUAUGCCUGUGGAGCUCAACGAGCCGCUCAACACCCUGCAGCAUCUGUGUGAGGAGAUUGAGUACAGCGAGCUUCUGGACAAGGCGUCGGAAACGGAUGACCCGUAUGAGCGCAUGGUUCUCGUUGCUGCAUUUGCAGUUUCAGGAUACUGCUCCACCUAUUUCAGAGCAGGAAGUAAGCCAUUCAACCCAGUCCUCGGGGAGACUUAUGAGUGCAUUAGGGAAGACAAGGGAUUCCGAUUUUUCUCAGAACAGGUUAGCCAUCAUCCACCCAUUUCUGCCUGUCACUGUGAAUCAAAGAAUUUUGUGUUUUGGCAAGAUAUCAGAUGGAAGAACAAGUUCUGGGGAAAGUCGAUGGAAAUCCUGCCUGUGGGGACACUCAAUGUUAUGCUCCCAAAGUAUGGAGACUACUAUGUGUGGAAUAAAGUCACCACCUGUAUACACAACAUUCUCAGUGGGAGAAGAUGGAUAGAACAUUAUGGAGAAAUAACCAUUAGAAAUACCAAAAGCAGUGUUUGCAUUUGCAAGCUUACAUUUGUCAAGGUGAAUUACUGGAAUUCUAACGUGAAUGAAGUCCAGGGAGUUGUGAUGGACCAGGAGGGGAAGGUGGUGCACCGGCUGUUUGGGAAGUGGCAUGAAGGGCUGUACUGCGGCGUGGCCCCCUCUGCCAAGUGCGUCUGGAGACCAGGUUCCAUGCCGACCAACUAUGAGCUCUACUAUGGUUUCACAAGGUUUGCUAUUGAACUUAACGAGUUAGAUCCUGUGCUGAAAGAUCUCCUCCCACCAACAGAUGCCCGAUUCCGGCCAGAUCAAAGAUUUUUGGAAGAAGGAAAUUUAGAAGCUGCAGCAGCAGAGAAACAAAGAGUAGAGGAACUGCAGAGGUCUCGGAGACGAUACAUGGAAGAAAACAACCUUGAACACAUACCAAAAUUUUUUAAGAAAGUUAUUGAUGCCAAUCAAAGAGAAGCCUGGGUUUCUAACGACACCUACUGGGAACUCCGAAAGGACCCUGGGUUUAGUAAAGUAGACAGCCCUGUUCUUUGGUAAACUGGGAACAUAGAGCUAGCCAACAUAUCACACUCUGAAUGAUUAAAUAACUAUGCACAAUUAUGUUUCUUAUAGCUACACGUGGUUUCUGGGUCGACUGAAAACCUACCAUUUGCUUUUCUAUUUCAUCUUUAUAAUGGACUUUCAGAAGUGCAUUAGACGAGGCCCCUGACCACUUGUGGAUCCUUUCUUUUUUGCUGCAACCAUAUUCCUUAAGAAAAAUAAAGCAUCCACACCCUCCUCGGAGAGCAGAAUAAAAGGAGCAGGAUAUAAAAUCCAAAGUCUGAAGAGUUUGCAAAGAAAAACGAACUGUACCUGGUGCUUAACGCUGAUCAAGAGAGUUAAAACAACACACAAACCAUGCGCUCGGUCCGUCAUCUGGAAGCACCAUCCCCCCGUCUGUCGUAAGAGCUCCUGGACCACAGCGGUCGGUUAGUUCGGACUUCAGGUGUGUCUGUUGAUGUGAUGUGCUUGUGCUGGCCUCGUCAAAAAAAGACGUGAUGCUUCUCAGAGCCUGUCCCAUCUGUCUGCCAUUGUUCAUGCCUUAAGAAAUGCAAAUAUGUACAAUAAAUCAUUUUUAAACUGUGUGCCCAUAGAUUUAUGUGAAGGACAGACCUUUUGAAUCACAGCACGAUUCGCUUUCUCAGUCGGAACAUGUAUGGGUCUAGCUGAAAUGACUUUCUAAAAAUAAGCAACACAGGCUUGACUUCAGUGAGCUGGUUACCUGUCACUGACAUGAAAGGCAAGAAAGAAAAGGUGUGCGAAACAGAUCUCUGUAUUCAUGUUGUUUAAGUUCUGUCCUGCGUCCCGAUAAUAAACCGUCCCUCUUCCACCUCAUCUCACAGUGUGCCCUGUUAUUUGGCAAAAUCUUAUUUGAAUUGGACAUUUGUCAUCAGUGUUACAACUGUGGAAGCAAACAACAAAAAGUAUGGGAAUUCCUGUGUGGGCAUAAUAGUACUAUGAAUGGUAGCUGUUUUUGAAUGAAGUACAGUGUAACAUCAUCUCUCACCCUGCCCACCCCAUUAACACCAUGUGAAUUCCUCUGAAGAACAAAGACAAGAAUACCAAUAGCUUAUUUGCAUUAUUUAAAUGAGUUCUAUGCAAGAUCAUAGUUCAUAUUUCUAUCAAGUGGUUCUGUGAGCUACAAGCAUUUACCCUGCUAUUGGCAGAUAAUAGAAUGUAAGCUAAGGAACUUAGCCAUCUCAAAAGGGAAAGGGGUUUCUGCCGAAUUCAGUACUUGUUUCUCCUGCACUAAUCUACAGAGGCUUUUGUAGGAGUUUUGCAUCAGUGUUUCUAAGUUUCUGCACGUAGAUGACUCUAGAUGCCUACAUGUUUUUAAAAACAUCUUUAGAGAUUUUCCUGGAGAAUUAUAAACUUACAUGUAUCUCCAUUGUCGGUUAGGUUUUUGUUCUGAGGCCCUUACUGUCAGAGUUGAAGUGGUAUUUUAAACUCUGAUAACAAGGUUGCUGACAUUUUCUCUUGUUACGAGGUGUUGGCUUUAGUGUUAUUUCUGCUCAGCAAAGCACUCCUACUAAUGGCUAAUACACCAUCAACUAAUUCCUGGCAGUGGCUUAUCCCCCAUCAACUAAUUCCUGGGGAGGAAAGUGCAAUGGGAAAGCUCUAAGGUUUCCAGCAGAUGGAGCGAUGGCUUAGUGAUCCUGAACCUCGGCCCUUUCACCUGAGUCUGUCCAUGAUGUGUGCAAUUUGCAUUAGUUUUGAACAGAUUUAGUUCAUCCUCAAGUGAACAUCCUAAUCCCUUGCCAGAACGAAGCCUUGCACUUAAGCAGCCUUUCCAUGCUGCUCGGUUCCUCUCAUUGCCGUUUUAAAUCUGUAGGUGGCUUACCCCAUGGUAGUCAAAUCCUCUCUCUGGUUAUUGAUUCUUUUUCUGUUCAUUCAUCUUGACAUCCUUUUAUCUAUAUUCUGAGAGACAUGGCUUUAAUUUUAAUUAGAACUUAAUUAGAAUCCUAUUGACUUCCUUAAAGAAUUCUGUUCCACAGCUGGUAGUUUAUUAACAUACUAUUCAAAGAGGUUCUGCUCUGUCUGUAGGAGCACUUCUUGGAAGAGACUCAAAAUAGCCUACAUACAAGAAUCCUGCAAAGUAAAGGUAAUACAAGUAGAGCAGUUAGAAUCUGAGGCCUUGGUGACUAACAGAUCUGUCGGGCAGGCAGGUGGAAGAGGACCCAGCACCUAUCAGGAAAGCAGCCACUGUAUGAUUAAAACUGAGAUGAAGGAAAAAUAGUAGAGUGAGCCUUUACUAGAGAGUAAGUUCCGGCUGCCUGUCAAGUGAGUGAAUGCCGAUCAGAGCAAACUUGAAACUAUGAUUAGGGUUUCAACAGAAAGAGGAAAGCUGUCAAUUAAAAAUCACCACCUUUUAUAAUCUUUAGAAUUUAGAAUCUCUCUGGGAUUCAGAUUUCCUCGUUGUUCUGAUUCAAGUGAUCAGUUCAGUUUCAGAUAAUACCCCAGUAGUACCCGAUUCACUCACCUACCGGCCCCCCACCCCUGUCAAAUCCUUGGCCUCUUCUCCCAUCUUUUCUUCCAUUUAUUGACAUGAUGGUUAUAGAAUUAUGAGACUGAUCCUGUUGAGAUUUUCGUCAGCAUACUGUUUUGGGCUUUUGAGACAAACAGGAAAAGAGUAGAGUAUUGGAUCAUUGGAUCAUUUCUUAGAAAUUUAUGUAAACCUUUGUGUUUCCAGGACAUUUUUCUUGUCUUUCCCUAAAAUGACCUAGGGUAGAGGAGGACUUAACAUGUCUGUCUCCCUCUCCUGGGAUUUCUUUAUGAGCUGCUGCAUCUCAUCUACAGUGGCCACUACGGAAGGCAGCAGUAAGUGGCAGUGACCCUGUGGACUUGGACUUGGCUAGACUAAAGAGAUUGAUGGCACACACCAGCACUUGUAGAAGCCGACCAGAAAUGUUUUGAUUUCAUUUGCUUCCACCCAGGGUGCAAAUGUACUCUGAUUUUGCCAUUGUCUUAUUGUUUUUUAAUGAACUCAUAUUUCAUGGUAUCUUUAAAUACCAGUAAUUUCCAGGCAAUUGUAAACAUGAACCUCAUUUAAGAUCACUUUUUAAUGGGUUAGUUAAAUAUGGGGAGGGUGAAAAACCAAAUGCAAUUUUCUGGAUAAAAACUGCUAAGGAAUUUUCCAUCCAUUGGAUGCCAGGUUGUCCGUGGUCCCAACCUUUGGCUUCUCUUGCUUAUUCUGACCCCAUGCCUUUGUGCAAUUGCAUCCCUCAUUAGAGUCUGCCCCAGGGAGCAAGGGGGCAGGGAGGAACAGCAGAUUAAACUGUUGUGCUCAGUCCUGUUUACAGCUGUGGCUGGAAAAGAGUUUAUCAUCAUAACCUAAAGGACAUUUUGUUAUUUUCUUGUGGGUUUUAAUUAUCCAUUUUGUCUGAGCUCGUUUCACUGUCAUCCUAGGUAAUAAAUGUUUGUGGGAGCAGAGCUCCUCACACACCAGGGGGUAUAAGAAAUGUUUGCACUUGACUUGGUAUAUUCUGAAUGUGGCACAGUAAAUAAUGUUCGUGUAUAAAACAUUAGUUUAUUUCUACGGGAGCCAUUAUGUUCAGGAUAUAUAAAAUGUAUCUAAUUAAACAAUUAUGAAUCCAUUCUGUG
Molecule: messenger RNA, 6882 nt
Organism: Lepus europaeus (European hare)
Lineage: Eukaryota; Metazoa; Chordata; Mammalia; Lagomorpha; Leporidae
Gene: OSBPL6
Product: oxysterol binding protein like 6
Exons: 26
Coding region: 400-3279 (959 amino acids)
Cellular component (GO): plasma membrane; cytosol; intracellular membrane-bounded organelle
Molecular function (GO): cholesterol binding
Source: RefSeq, a predicted model, not a curated record